CACAGACUCAUUCUCACUGAGAGGAGAAAUGGCGCAGGCAGGAGUUCAGACGGACCGAGAAAGAUUCUCUUGUUCCAUCUGUUUGGAUCUAUUGAAGGAUCCAGUGACUACAACUUGUGGACACAGCUACUGUAUGAACUGUAUUACAGACUUCUGGGAUGGAGAGGAAAAGAAAGGAACCUACAGCUGCCCUCAAUGUAGAGAGACCUUCAGACAGAGGCCUGUCUUGAAAAAAAACACCCUGUUAGCAGAGUUAAUGGAGGACCUGAAGAAAAGCAGAGCCAAAGCUGCUCCAGCUGACCACUGCUAUGCUGGACCUGGAGAUGUGGCCUGUGAUUUCUGCACUGGGAGGAAGAUGAAAGCUACAAAGUCCUGUCUGGUUUGUCUGGUUUCUUACUGUGAGAAUCAUCUCCAACCUCACUAUGAGUCUUCUGCUUUUAAAAAACAUAAACUGGUUGAAGCUUCUGCUAAACUUCAGCAGAACAUCUGCUCUCGUCAUGAUGAGGUGAUGAAGAUCUUCUGUCGUACUGAUCAGCAGUGUAUCUGUUAUCUCUGCACUAUGGAUGAACAUAAAGGCCAUGAAACAGUCCCAGCUGCAGCAGAAAGAGAUGAGAAGCAGAAGAAGCUCCAGGAGAGUCGACAACAAAUCCAGCAGAGAAUCCAGGACAGAGAGAAAGAUGUGAAGCUGCUUCAACAAGAGGUGAAGGCCAUCAAUGUCUCUGCUGAUAAAACAGUGGAGGACAGUGAGAAGAUCUUUACUGAGCUGAUCCGUCUCCUCCAGACAAGAAGCUCUGAUUUGAAGCAGCAGAUCAGAUCCCAGCAGGAAACUGAAGUGAGUCGAGUCAAAGAUGUUCAGGAGAAGCUGGAGCAGGAGAUCACUGAGCUGAAGAGGAGAGACGCUGAGCUGGAGCAGCUCUCACACACAGAGGAUCACAACCAGUUUCUCCUCAACUACCCCUCACUGCCAGAAAUCAGUGGGUCUAAAUGCUCAUCUAGCAUCAAUGUCCGUCCUCUGAGACACUUUGAGAACGUGACAGCAGCUGUGUCAGAGCUCAGAGAGAAACUACAGAAAGUCCUGAGUGACUCAUGGACAAACGUCUCACUGAAGGUCACUCAGGUGGAUGUUCUAGUGUCAGAACCAAAGACCAGACCUGACUUCUUGAAAUAUUCUGAAGGAAUAACUCUGGAUUUAAACACAGCAUACAGAAAACUGUUAUUAUCUGAGGGAAACAGAAAGGCAACAAAAAUGAAGAUAAUUAUGCGUUAUAUUGAUCAUCCAGACAGAUUCAAACAUUGGGAUCAAGUUCUUAGUAAACAGAGUCUGACUGGACGUUGUUACUGGGAGGUGAAGUGCAAAGCAGACAAAAUUGAAGUAGCAGUUUCAUACAAGAAUAUCAGCAGAUCAGGAAGUGAAAGUGAUUUUCGAUACAAUAACAAAUCUUGGGUUUUAUAUUGUAACAGAGGCAGGUAUAUAUUUUAUCACAACGGUGUUAAAACCAAACUGUCAGGUCCAGAUUCCUCCAUAGUAGGAGUGUACCUGGAUCACACAGCAGGUAUUCUGUCUUUCUACAGCGUCUCUACAGCCAUGACUCUCCUCCACAGAGUCCAGACCACAUUCACCCAGCCGCUACAUGCUGGACUUGGGUUUUAUAAUGAUGGAAACUCAGCUGAGUUCAUUAAACUGGCAAAGAACCAAGUGAAUUAAAGUUCAACUGCUUAAAAUAUAUUUUUAGUUUCAGUUCCUCUGGUCUGCAGUGUUGUUGCUUGGACUUCACUGUUGGAUAAUUUAUUGACUGUUUAGAGAUCAGCUGAUACUUUGUCUUUUGGUUUGUUGUUUAGUUGAUAUCAGAGUUUGUCUGGGUGCUGCCCCUACCCGUUUCUGUUCAGCCAUGGAGACUAUAACUGUUUAGGAUUGUAUUCACCUUAACUAAUCACAGUUACAUUGAUUUAUUUGUCAGAACAAUUGUGGGUACUGAUGUUCAGAUGAGAUAAUCACAAAUCAGGAAUCAUUAAGUUAAUGAUUAAACAGAAAUUCAAUACAUUCACAGAAUCAAAUUCUGGGAAUGUAUUGAAUUUGUCUAAAAACUUAUUGUAUAAAAAUUCAUCAGCAGAUCUGUUUAAGGUUUACUUUAGUUUCUGUUUGUUAUACAUUUAAUUUCAUUUAUUUAAAAAAAACAACAAUACAGUUUUAUUUUUUAACUUAGUCUUAGCUGCUCUUUUAGACUUGUUUGAAAAAGAACCGUAACUUGAUGUUUUAUUUCAGGUUAACCCAUUUUUCUUGUUACUAAAGAACAUUUUAAUGUUUUCAAAUCAAAUAUGUGUCUGAAUAUGGAUCCUUUCUUUAUUAUAAUCGUGACUUUGUCAGUUUUCUAAAAUGUAUUGCUUAUAUCACAAUUGUAAUCAUUUUGUCUUGUGAAUUUUUUUAA
Xiphophorus maculatus (southern platyfish) is the source of this 2426-nucleotide messenger RNA. Its product is annotated as tripartite motif-containing protein 16-like. Gene Ontology annotation, molecular function: protein binding; zinc ion binding. The transcript has a single exon. The record is from RefSeq and is a predicted model, not a curated record. Bases 29 to 1705 code for a protein of 558 amino acids. Lineage: Eukaryota; Metazoa; Chordata; Actinopteri; Cyprinodontiformes; Poeciliidae.